AUGCAAGGUCUGCUGAUGUCUGCCCUGGCGCUCCUGCCACAGAGUCCAGAUGGACGUGCUGCCUGGUCCGUGCUGCUGGGUCGGGAGAAGGCGAAGCAGCUGGCAGACAACGCCAGCUACGUCUAUCCGCUCCUGGGCGUCUUGUCGAUGUGGUGCUUUGGAAGCGGCUUCCUGUCGCUGCCCUUCACUUGGGCCCUCCUGCUUACAAAUCUAAAUCCCGAGCAGCCACCGCCGCCUUUGGAGGAAGCGUCGGAGCCCUCGGAAACCGAGCGUCGCGUCGCCUCGGUUCUGCUGGUCCUUGCGGCCGUGGCUGCCGCGCCCCUCCCCUGGGCACAGAUGAUUGCGGCUGCUCUGGGCGUUUGA
Symbiodinium sp. CCMP2592 is the source of this 363-nucleotide messenger RNA. NCBI's taxonomy places the organism in Eukaryota, Dinophyceae, Suessiales, Symbiodiniaceae. The record is from the annotation of a GenBank genome assembly.